Molecule: messenger RNA, 1164 nt
Organism: Populus euphratica (Euphrates poplar)
Lineage: Eukaryota; Viridiplantae; Streptophyta; Magnoliopsida; Malpighiales; Salicaceae
Product: transcription factor WER-like
Exons: 3
Coding region: 195-926 (243 amino acids)
Biological process (GO): regulation of DNA-templated transcription
Cellular component (GO): nucleus
Molecular function (GO): RNA polymerase II cis-regulatory region sequence-specific DNA binding; DNA-binding transcription factor activity, RNA polymerase II-specific
Source: RefSeq, a predicted model, not a curated record
UCUUGUUUGCCACCAAAUCAUCACCUCAUCGCCAUCUCUUGCUCUCUUUGUAUAUAUAUUCUCUUUGAAGAACGGGAAAGGAGCUAGGGUCUUCAAGUUUUGUGUAUAUUAACUCGAGCUCUGAACAUGUAUAGCUAGGAUUUUCUUUUUCUUACGGCUUUUGCUUGUUGUCUUAGUUAGGAGAUCAUCAUCAGAUGUCUAGCCGAGGCCAUUGGAGGCUGGCUGAAGAUGAGAAGCUUCGCGAGUUGGUGGAACAGUAUGGUCCGCAUAAUUGGAACUCCAUAGCCGAAAAGCUUCAGGGAAGAUCAGGGAAGAGUUGUAGGUUGAGAUGGUUUAAUCAGUUGGAUCCAAGAAUCAACAGAAGCCCUUUUACAGAAGAGGAAGAAGAAAGGCUUCUUGCUUGUCAUCGGAUUCACGGCAAUAAAUGGGCUGUUAUUGCAAAGCAAUUUCCUGGUCGUACUGAUAAUGCAGUAAAGAACCAUUGGCAUGUAAUCAUGGCAAGAAGAUUUAGAGAAAGAUCGAAGAUUCAUGCAAAAAGAGCAUCUCAAUCGUUAUUAGUCAACGAGCAGAAACCUUCCUUCUCAAAUCAAGAUGUGAGGAUCAUGAAUCGUGAGCCGAGGAACAAUGCUCCAUCAUUUGUCCACAAAUACUUUGAAAGUUAUUGUGAUCAUUAUCAUCAUCCCUUCACCCCAAUUUGCAAAGAUUUACACAACCAAAAUCCUAGCCAUUGUGAAGGUAAAAAUCAACCUCUCGAGUUUUAUGAUUUUCUCCAAGUAAAGACCGAGUCUAGCAAGAGUGAAGUGAUAGACAAUGCAAGAAGAGAUGAUGUCGAGGUGGAUCAGGAAGCCAAGGAAUUGCCUAAGAGCAGGGAUGUUUUUCCAUUCAUUGAUUUUUUAUCUGCUGGAAACCAAGUUAGUGGAUUAUAGGGUCUUGAUGAUGAUAUAUACAAAUGUAUGCAACCUUCAGUUUAGAAUCAUUCCUAGAUGCUGCGCAAAUGCAUUGACAUGUAUAAUUAGGCAGAUAUGUGUUGAAGAAGACGUAUUAUACGGUACGAGGCAUAUAUACUGCAAAUAACAGCGCUGUCUGUGUAGAAAUUGUAGAGGUUUUAGCACUGCAUUAAUCAAUUAUAACAGUUUGGUACAAUUCAUACGUCAUGCUGCUCUC